GGAGCGCGGAGGCGGCUGCUGGCACCGCGCCGCGCACGGGAGCGCGCCCCGCUACUCGGUCCCGGCCCGCAGCUCGCGGGAGCUCCACGGUGCGGUCCGCGAGGUGUGUCACUGUAAGCGGUGGUUCCUCAGCCCCUGCCAGAAAGCAGCAUCCAGCAUCCUGGUGUCUGAGACACGUGUCCCCGGUAAUCAUGAGCAACCCAUUCACACACCUUGCUGAGCCACUGGAUCCUGCACAGCCAGGAAAGAAAUUCUUCAAUUUGAAUAAAUUGGAGGAUUCAAGAUAUGGACGCUUACCAUUUUCGAUCAGAGUUCUCCUGGAGGCAACCGUUCGGAACUGUGAUGAGUUUUUGGUGAAGAAAAAUGAUGUUGAAAAUAUCCUAAAUUGGAAUGUCAUGCAGCAUAAGAACAUAGAAGUGCCAUUCAAGCCUGCCCGCGUCAUCCUACAGGACUUUACGGGUGUGCCAGCUGUGGUGGACUUUGCUGCGAUGCGUGAUGCUGUGAAAAAGUUAGGAGGAGAUCCAGAGAAAAUAAACCCUGUCUGUCCUGCUGAUCUUGUAAUUGAUCAUUCCAUCCAGGUUGAUUUCAGUAGAAGGGCAGACAGUUUACAGAAGAACCAAGACCUGGAAUUUGAAAGAAAUAGAGAAAGAUUUGAAUUUUUAAAGUGGGGUUCCCAGGCUUUUCACAACAUGCGGAUUAUUCCCCCUGGCUCAGGAAUCAUCCACCAGGUGAAUCUGGAAUAUUUAGCAAGAGUGGUAUUUGAUCAGGAUGGAUAUUACUAUCCAGACAGCCUCGUGGGCACGGAUUCGCACACUACCAUGAUUGAUGGUUUGGGCGUUCUUGGUUGGGGUGUGGGUGGUAUCGAAGCAGAAGCUGUCAUGCUGGGUCAGCCAAUCAGCAUGGUGCUUCCCCAGGUGGUUGGCUACAUGCUGAUGGGGAAGCCCCACCCUCUGGUAACGUCCACUGACAUCGUGCUCACCAUAACCAAGCACCUCCGCCAGGUUGGAGUAGUGGGCAAAUUUGUUGAGUUCUUUGGGCCAGGAGUUGCCCAGUUAUCUAUUGCUGACCGAGCUACAAUUGCUAACAUGUGUCCAGAGUACGGAGCAACUGCUGCCUUUUUCCCAGUUGAUGAAGUUAGUAUCAAGUAUCUGGAGCAGACAGGUCGUGAUGAAAAAACAGUAAAGCACAUUAAAAAAUAUCUUCAGGCUGUGGGAAUGUUUCGAGAUUUCAAUGACUCUUCUCAAGACCCAGACUUCGCCCAGACUGUGGAAUUAGAUUUAAAAACAGUUGUGCCUUGCUGCAGUGGACCCAAAAGGCCUCAGGACAAGGUUGCUGUGUCUGACAUGAAAAAGGACUUUGAGAGCUGCCUUGGAGCCAAGCAAGGAUUUAAAGGCUUCCAAGUUGCUCCAGACCACCAUAAUGAUCAUAGGACAUUUAUGUAUGAUAAUAGUGAGUUCACACUUACUCAUGGUUCUGUGGUCAUCGCUGCCAUUACUAGCUGCACAAAUACCAGUAAUCCGUCUGUGAUGCUGGGAGCAGGACUGUUAGCAAAGAAAGCUGUGGAUGCUGGCCUGAAUGUGAAGCCUUAUAUCAAAACUAGCCUGUCUCCUGGGAGCGGUGUGGUCACCUACUACCUGCGAGAAAGUGGAGUCAUGCCUUAUCUGUCUCAACUUGGGUUUGACGUGGUGGGCUACGGCUGCAUGACCUGCAUCGGCAACAGCGGGCCCUUACCUGAACCUGUAGUAGACGCCAUCACGCAGGGAGACCUUGUAGCUGUUGGAGUACUAUCUGGGAACAGGAAUUUUGAAGGUCGAGUCCACCCCAACACCCGGGCCAACUAUUUAGCCUCUCCCCCUUUAGUAAUAGCAUAUGCGAUCGCUGGGACCAUCAAAAUCGACUUUGAGAAAGAGCCAUUGGGAGUAAACGCAAAGGGACAACAGGUGUUUCUGAAAGAUAUCUGGCCAAGUAGAGAGGAGAUCCAGGCGGUGGAGCGUCAGUACGUCAUCCCUGGGAUGUUUAAGGAGGUCUAUCAGAAAAUAGAGACUGUGAAUGAAAGUUGGAAUGCCUUAGCAGUCCCGUCAGAUAAGCUGUAUUUCUGGAAUCCCAAAUCUACAUACAUUAAAUCACCACCAUUCUUCGAAAACCUGACUUUGGAUCUUCAGCCCCCCAAAUCUAUAGUGGAUGCCUACGUGCUGUUAAAUUUGGGAGAUUCAGUGACAACUGACCACAUCUCUCCAGCUGGAAAUAUUGCAAGAAACAGCCCUGCUGCUCGCUACUUAACCAACAGAGGGCUGACUCCACGGGAAUUCAACUCCUACGGCUCCCGCAGAGGUAAUGACGCCAUCAUGGCCCGGGGAACAUUUGCCAACAUUCGCUUGUUAAACAAAUUUUUGAAUAAGCAGGCGCCACAGACUAUACAUCUGCCUUCUGGAGAAAUUCUUGAUGUGUUCGAUGCUGCUGAGCGGUACCAGCAGGAAGGCCUGCCCCUGAUUGUUCUGGCCGGCAAGGAGUACGGCUCGGGCAGCUCCCGAGACUGGGCGGCCAAGGGCCCUUUCCUGCUGGGAAUCAAAGCCGUCCUGGCGGAGAGUUACGAACGCAUUCAUCGCAGUAACCUGGUCGGGAUGGGGGUGAUCCCCCUCGAAUAUCUCCCUGGUGAGACUGCAGACACCCUGGGACUCACGGGUCAAGAACGAUACACUGUCAUCAUUCCAGAAAACCUCAGACCACGGAUCAAAGUCGAGGUCAAGCUGGAUACUGGGAAGUCCUUCCAGGCCGUGAUGAGGCUCGACACCGACGUGGAGCUCACUUAUUUCCACAACGGAGGCAUCCUCAACUACAUGAUCCGCAAGAUGGCCCAGUAGGCCCUCGCUCCUUAGGAGACCUGCACUUGGCGCUGCACGGAGGGAGGAAGCCGAGGCCCCGGCUGCUCCACAGAGGGGCGCUACCGUGCGGACAGAGCGAGUGAACGUGGGGGUUGGGGUGCCAUUCCUGCAGGCACAAAGCCAGGAGUUUCUAUGUUAUUUUUGUUAAUCUUCUUAUCUUUUUCUAGAAUUUGGAAGCUAGAAAUGGUGGAAAUGUCAGUAGUACCAGAAAAAGAUCAAGCUGAUCUUUAAGUUACUGAUCACAGGACAUUGAUUUUUCACUCUUACCUAUUAAUCUUCAUCUGAACAUGAGCAAGUCUCCUCAGAAGGUGUCUUCUGCCCUUUUUAUUGUUCCUCUCUUAUCCUCUGCUCCAUGAAGUCUUUCC
Lemur catta (Ring-tailed lemur) is the source of this 3247-nucleotide messenger RNA. It is a transcript of the gene ACO1, whose product is annotated as aconitase 1. Bases 192 to 2861 code for a protein of 889 amino acids. The record is from RefSeq and is a predicted model, not a curated record. Gene Ontology annotation, biological process: citrate metabolic process; tricarboxylic acid cycle. Gene Ontology annotation, cellular component: cytosol; mitochondrion. Lineage: Eukaryota; Metazoa; Chordata; Mammalia; Primates; Lemuridae. Gene Ontology annotation, molecular function: 4 iron, 4 sulfur cluster binding; aconitate hydratase activity; iron-responsive element binding. The transcript has 22 exons.